AUCAGUGCUCUGCGUCUAACACCAAAACGUCUCGCGAGAUGUCAUAUUUUAUUGAUUUGAAACAUGGCGUCGGAAGGAGAAGCGGCCAAUGCUUCUGUUGUUGAACCAGAGACCGGGGACGGUGAUGCUGGAUUUGGGGACUUGACAGGCAACCUGGAGACUGAGUCAUCGAAUGGCAAAGAGGCCAUGGAUCCGGGUAGUGAGGGUUUGGACGCAGCUGACACCCAGACAGGUUCUGGGGACGAGGAGAGCGGCAGGCGCCAGGGAGAGGUGGAGCUGCAGUGUGCUCUCUGUAUGAAGUGGUUCACCGCCGACACCUUCAGCAUUGACACCGCGACGUGUCUGCCUUUCAUGACCAACUAUGUUUUCCAUUGUAACGUGUGUCAUCACAGUGGCAACACUUACUUCCUCCGGAAACAAGCCAACCUGAAGGAGAUGUGUCUGACUGCUCUGGCUAACCUCACAUGGAGCUCCAGGACUCAGGAGGAGCACCCCAAGACUAUGUUCUCCAAAGACAAGGACAUCAUCCCGUUCAUUGAUAAGUACUGGGAGUGUAUGACCACCCGACAGAGACCUGGAAAACUUACAUGGCCCAACAACCUAGUCAAGACCAUGAGUAAAGAGCGGGAUGUGUUCUUGGUGAAGGAGCACCCAGACCCAGGCAGUAAGGACCCAGAGGAGGACUACCCCAAGUUUGGCCUGCUGGACCAGGACCUGGGCAACAUUGGACCGUCUUACGACAACCAGAAACAGACCACCGCUGCUCCCACUCCUGGAGGGCUCAACGGUGGACCUUCUUUCUCAGGUGGUCUGGCCCCUGGCCCAGGUAAAGGUAGAGGAGCCAAGCGUAAGCAGCAGCAGCAACAACAGGAGGGCGCCACAGCUGGAGCAGCUAAGAGAACACGCAGUGACCCUCUGUUCUCGGCCCAGCGUCUUCCUCCCCAUGGCUACCCUCUGGAGCACCCCUUCAACAAAGAUGGCUACCGCUACAUCCUAGCAGAGCCGGACCCCCACGCCCCCGACCCAGAGAAACUAGAGCUGGACUGCUGGGCUGGGAAACCCAUCCCCGGAGACCUCUACAGAGCCUGUCUCUACGAGAGAGUACUGCUAGCCCUGCACGACAGAGCCCCACAGCUGAAGAUCUCAGAUGACCGUCUGACAGUGACAGGGGAGAAGGGUUACUCCAUGGUCAGAGCCUCCCACGGUGUCAGGAAAGGAUCUUGGUACUUUGAGGUCUCCAUCGAUGAGAUGCCCCCGGACACCGCAGCCAGACUGGGCUGGUCUCAGCCUCUGGGUAACCUGCAAGCCCCCCUGGGCUAUGAUAAGUUCAGCUACUCAUGGCGUAGUAAGAAGGGGACACGGUUCCACCAGUCUGUAGGGAAACACUACUCCUCAGGCUACGGGCAGGGAGACACGCUGGGCUUCUUCAUAGAACUACCAGACGGCACUGAGACAGCCAAGGCACUGCCUGACACUUACAAGGACAAGGCGCUGAUUAAGUUUAAGAGCUACCUGUACUUUGAGGAGAAGGACUAUGUGGACAAGGCAGAGAAGAGCCUGAAGACUGUUACCCCCAGCAGGAUGCUGUUCUAUAAGAAUGGGGUUAACCUGGGUCUGGCCUAUGAAAACCUGUUUGAGGGGCUCUACUUCCCUGCCAUCUCUCUCUACCGGGGCUGCACGGUUUCAGUUAACUUUGGACCACUUUUCAAACACCCUCCAAAAGACAUCAAGUACCAGCCAAUGAGUGAUAUGGGCUGGGGAGCGGUGAUCGAACAUACACUGGCUGACAUGUUGUAUCACGUAGAGACGGACGUGGACGGACGGCGUAGCCCUCCCUGGGAAGGAUAAACACACACAGAUGGCCAGUUGUGUUUGGAAAGGCAUGGAAGAGUCCAUUCCAUCAUUUAUAGGUGGGUUGAUGUCAGCCUGAACAUGAACACUUUGUUUAAGGGACACCACAGAGAGACUGCAUUGUCAUUGGUAACUUAAAUCAGCUGUACCCUUCUAUUGAACAAGAUGUGUGUGAUCUAAAAUGAGACUUGCUUGUCUGAACAACUCUUUUUGGUGUAUGAUGCACUUUAGGUGUUCCAGCACUAUAAAAUAAUGUAUGUAUGGACAAGUUUCAAAUUCAUUAUCCAUUUUUGUCAAACACCCCAGAUAUGCUUAGUUCCAGAUAUUAUUUCUUCAAGCAUAUGAACAUAUUCUGUUUUUGUUCAUUACCUGCCAGCUGGUCUCAAGCUAGGGUUCCAUACUAUUGGCCACAGAUCUUCAUGCAAAUAUGAUAAAAAUCUGACUGGUUGCGAAUUAGUCUGCGUGACGACGUAGUGCACAUAAAAAUAACUUUUGUGGUUAAAUUCCUAUGUACCGAAUAAAAAAACAAAAUCAA
Oncorhynchus keta (chum salmon) is the source of this 2386-nucleotide messenger RNA. Its product is annotated as set1/Ash2 histone methyltransferase complex subunit ASH2-like. The record is from RefSeq and is a predicted model, not a curated record. Gene Ontology annotation, molecular function: protein binding; transcription cis-regulatory region binding. NCBI's taxonomy places the organism in Eukaryota, Metazoa, Chordata, Actinopteri, Salmoniformes, Salmonidae. Bases 64 to 1848 code for a protein of 594 amino acids. The transcript has 17 exons. Gene Ontology annotation, cellular component: Set1C/COMPASS complex.